UCCUGUUACAUGAGAGAUGCCGAAAGAUGUCUACUCCAACCCUAUGAGUCACAUUUACAGUUAAUCGUAUGGUAAAAUUUUGAUUGGAAUGGACUGUCGGUAAAAACUAUUGCUCACUCCGGCUCGUCUAAGUUUAGAAAUAAUGCCCCCUUAAAAUCCUGCCGUCAGGCUCGCUAAGCACUGAAAAAAAAAAUCGAACUGAACAAGUUGAAAACGAACAUGUGGGUUCCUUUGGAGUUGCGAGCCAGUUCACGAGAUCCCUAGAGCGCUAUAUUUUCCUGUUUGGAGCCCUGCUUUUUUACAAACCGAGCACCGCGCGGCGAAGAUACCUGAUCACGUGAAGAAAAUGCCACGAUUUUCUGCCCCGAGCGACUGUGAAUCUUUUGCUUUUAAUAUUAGAAUUCAACUUUCCGGCCUCUUUCCGCAAAAUCUAUUUCCCAGUCCAUUCCCGUGUUCUUUCCACUAGCCAUCGUUUUACCCCUUUUUCCAUCAACUGACAUUCGAUCUAUUUAAUUAAUAUAACAUCUGUUUACUUUUUAACUUCAAAAAACGUUCUUAAUCGACGUCAAAUUGAGAAUGCGUUUUUCUCUCCUUUGCUUUUACAAACACAAAGGACGGUGAAUAAGACAAUGAAAAGAUCAAAGGAAAGCUAAAUACUUCACUUAAACGAAACUUCCAAAGAGAUCUUCCUAUUGGUCUCCGUGGACACCGUUUACUCACCAAAUGAAUUGCAUUUGUAGGGAUUAGAUUAAGCAUAAAUUAUUCAUCAAGGUACUAAAACGGUGUGUAGUUGACGAAGUUUUGUUGCGGUCUCGUUUAUAGGACGCGGUCAUCACUCAGCUCACACCAUGGAUGUCACGAGCCUUUCCAAGCUCGACGUGUUCAAGUAGGCACAGUACGGCGCUAACCGAGCGGGUGAAAGAAAUGAACUCCAGAACACUACUUUUGGAGUCUAGCAACUGCAACAAGUUAUGGCUUCAAGCUUUGUUUGUUUUGUCCUUACUAACUACACGAUCAGAAGCCGGUGCUAUUACUGUGGGAUUUUUAUUACCCUACAACGUGUCGGCUAAUGUUUCUGGCGCUUCUGUACUAUCGGCGAAUGAAUACGCCUCGGCGUUGCCUUUGGCAGUUGAAACGGUCAACAAUGACUCAUCGUUGCUUCCUGCGCAUCAAAUAACAUUUGUGUGGAAUGAUACACAGUGCGACGAAGAAAUUUCUGUUAAAGCGAUGCUUUAUCAGUUGGAGAAAGGGGUGCAAGUCUUUAUUGGGCCUGGAUGUACUUGUGAGACACAAGCAAAGCUGGCGGCAGCCGCAAACGUCCCGAUGGUUUCAUAUAUGUGCACAGAUGAGAGGCUUUCGGAUAAAACGCUUUACCCGACUUUUUCACGCACAAUCCCACCUAUCAGCGGACUCGUCCCACCUUUGCAUGCUCUAAUGAAACAUUUCAACUGGACUCGUAUUGGGCUUCUUGCUCAAACCACUCAACCAUGGUCUCAAUGGAAUGCGUUAGAAAAGGGCUUAAGAGAUGGAGGCUUAGUCGUGGGCAUCGUUCGGACGAUGACAUUUGGUGUCCAUUACAACGCCACCAGCUUGGUGCCUGAAUUUGAGGAACUUCUUCGCAGUACAGCAAACGAGUCACGAGUUAUCAUUCUAGCCAUGCGUUACGCCUAUGCGCUCCAGGCCUUGAACUUCGCCGCAAAACUUGGUUUGAACGACGGUCACUUUGCAUUCAUCGUGUUCGACUUGGAUUUGGACCUCGCGGGAAAUACCAAGAAAAAUAUCACAUUGACGUGGGGAGAAGAUCCAGAAAACCGGACUGCUCUGGCCUUUCAAUCGGCUCUGCUUAUUUCCGUCAACAACAGUGUAAGCACGGAAUACUUGAAUUUCACUGAAAAUGUGAAAAAGAAGAGUGCGACUUCUCCUUUUUACACAACCGUGCAUCCGGGACACACGCCCCCCAUAGAGGCGGCCUACUUGUAUGAUGCUGUGAUUCAAUACGCUGCUGCUUUGAAUAAGACGUUAAAUAAGGGCGGCAAAGUUUCCGAUGGAGAGGAAAUCACGCAGAAUCUGAUGGGCCACUUCUUUAACAGUAUACUAGGUUACGAUCGUUAUAUUAACGCUGUCGGAGACGCAGAGUUCAACUUGGUUUUGAUGGAUUAUAGAGAAAGUAAUAACGGAAUGUUUCAGCAAGUUGGAAACUUUGUUGUUAACAGUGCAGGAAAUCACAAACUUGUGUUAGAUGACUCAAUCAUUUGGCCCAAUGACGCGUCUGCACCUUCCUCGGAUGUACUGAAGUGUUGGUCCUGUGACGAACAUUGUUAUAACGAGGGAAAUUUGACCAUCGGGCUGAUCCUUCCGUACAGCCGCUCGGCUGGCGGAGGGCGAGGUAUCCAAGGCAUUCAUUACGCUUCUGCCAUAACUAUCGCGGUGGACAACAUCAAUAAAGAUCCAAAUCUUCUGCCUGGAAUUCGCCUCAGCUUCAUUUGGGACGAUUCUGAGUGCAUAGAAGAGAAGUCAAUCCAAGCGUUCAUAAGUCAAUGGCAGAGGAAAGUGGAUGGUUUUAUUGGGUUUGGUUGCAAUUGUCACACACAAGCUCGACUGGCUGCGGCCUUGAAUUUGCCUAUGGUCUCUCAUCUGUGUACAUCGGACGAGGUUUCCAACAAAGAGCUUUAUCCAACCUUCGCAAGGACAAUCUUUGACGAUAACAGUAUUGCUCCAUCGGUGUUGGCGAUACUGGACCAUUUCGACUGGAACCUGGUGGGAAUUAUCAGCGAAAACGAGGAGGGCUGGGAACGAAGAGGAGACUUUCUGGAUUCGUUCUUGACAUCUCAAGGAAAAACCGUGUCAAUGCAUGGGAAGGUUCAGUAUGUUUUAUUGUACCACAAGAAACAAGAGUACAGCGAACAUUAUGAAGAAGUCUUGAGGCAAAUGAAGGACAAAGCUAGAAUCAUCAUAUUCGCCAUGGAACGGCGCCUGGUGCGUGAGGGAAUGUACUACGCAUCUAAACUAGGAAUGAACAAUGGAGAUUACGCGUUCAUCGCUUUCGAACUGGAUCCAGUCCUGGUUGAGAGAUAUGUAGGAAGUCCAGAGAAAUGGUUUCGUGGGCAGUAUCAGGCAACAAAGACUCUAAACGAUGAAGAGAAGAAGGAAUUUAACAAGGCCUAUAAAUCAAUGCUGGUCAUGGUCUCCAACAUUCAGCAGAUUGGAAAAUAUAACAACUUUACUACUGAAAUGAAGCACAGGAUGUCGCAGCCUCCUUUCUGCAGUGAUGCCUACGUUGGAUUCAAUAUAUUUAAUAACGUCUCAGUUCCUAAAUUUAUCAGACCGGCCCCAAUAGAGACGGCCUUCCUGUAUGAUGCAACAUAUCUGUAUGCUAUUGGAGUCAACAAGACACUUGCUGAGGGAAAAAGCGCUACAGAUGGCAGAGCAGUGAUGAAAAAUAUUUAUGGGCAUGUGUAUUCCAGUAUUCGCGGCUUUGAUAUUUUGCUUGAUAAAAACGGAGAUGUUCAACACAAUCUUACUGUGAUGGCCUUCGAUGACGACACUGGUGAUCUCCACUUUGACAACAAGGGGAUGUUUAGUAUAGAGGCGAAAAUUAACAUGACUCAGAUAAAAUUCCAGCUGUAUCCUAAUGCCACCAUCUUGUGGAUAAAAGGAGCACCGCCGGCUGAUGCCCCCGAGUGCGGGUUUGAAAACGAGAAGUGCGUUGAGGAGGCGACUCCAAAGUUAACGGUGGCAGAGAUCGUCUCUAUCUGUCUUGGCUGUGUUGUUGUCGUCAUUCUGUUUGUUGGAGCCAUCUUUUAUAGGAAGCAGAAGCUUGAAAAGGAAUUAGCGAGUAAUUUAUGGCGAGUGAAUUACAGCGAAAUAUCCCUACGGACCAAAGGAAGACAGCCAGGAUCGCUACGAAGCCAGGUUAGCUUGAUUUCCGCUGAGAGCUAUGAUAACCUGAAUCAACGCCAACUCUUCACAUUGGUUGGUUAUUGGAGGUCCAAUACAGUUGCUAUAAAGAGGGUCGACAAGAGAAACAUUGAACUCACAAGGGAGAUUAGAAUGGAGCUUAAACAGAUGCGCGAUGUCCGUCAUGACAACUUGGCGCAGUUUAUGGGGGCAUGCGUGGACAAUCCCAACAUCUGCAUUUUGUUCCAGUACUGUCCAAAAGGCAGCUUACAGGAUAUUCUUGAAAACGAGGAUGUUAAACUGGACACCAUGUUUGUGACGUCACUAGUAACGGACAUUGUUAAGGGAAUGGCUUAUCUUCACAGUACAGAAAUAAAAUCGCACGGGAAUCUGAAAUCGUCAAACUGUGUGGUGGAUGGCCGCUGGGUGCUGAAGAUUACAGAUUACGGGCUCACUAAGUUCAAAGCAAAUCAGGCUGAGAGAGAAGAAGGGGAUUACGCCAGAUUUUAUCGCAUGGUAUGGACAGCACCCGAAAUAUUGCGCUUGGCGAAAGAACAGCAGGGUCACGGGACACAGAAAGGCGAUGUUUACAGCUUUGCCAUUAUAUGCCAGGAGAUGCUGACUCGCUCGGGUCCUUUCGAUAUGUCCUACUACCAUACCGAACCAAAAGAAAUUGUCCAGCGAGUGAUGAUGCAGGAGUACCCUCCUUUUCGUCCAAAGCUUAGCAACAUCGCGAAACAGUACGAUGUCCCUGGCUUGGUACAAAUAACGGAAAAAUGUUGGAAUGAGCAGCCCGAAGCUAGACCUGAGUUUGAGGAUUUAAAGCGACAAAUCCGAAAGAUGUCUGUUGGAAGGCAAACGAACAUAAUGGACAACAUGGUGAAUAUGUUGGAAAAGUACGCGAACAACCUUGAAAGCUUAGUGGAGGAAAGAACAUCACAAUUGGCAGAGGAAAAACGAAAAACUGACAAUUUGCUACACAGAAUGCUUCCUCCAUCCGUUGCACGUGAUCUGGUUCAAGGAAAAAGCGUUGUGCCUGAAAACUUCGACGAGGUAUCGAUUUUCUUUAGUGAUAUCGUCGGGUUUACCUCUUUGUCUUCGGAAAGCACGCCUUUCCAGGUUGUUGAACUUUUAAAUGAUUUGUACACUUUGUUUGAUGACAUCAUUGGUAACUAUGACGUAUACAAGGUGGAGACAAUUGGUGACGCUUACAUGGUUGUGUCAGGGCUGCCAAUCAGAAACGGUCAUCAACACGCUGGGGAGAUAGCCAGCAUGGCGCUACACAUGCGCACAGAGAUAUAUAACUUCAAAAUACGUCAUAGACCAACAGAACAGCUAAAGCUUAGGAUCGGAAUGCAUAGCGGUCCUGUCGUUGCUGGGGUGGUUGGUAACACGAUGCCUCGAUACUGUUUGUUUGGUGACACGGUCAAUACCGCUUCAAGAAUGGAAUCUAACGGAGAAGCACUUAAGAUUCACAUAAGCCCAGAGACCAAGAAACUCCUGGAGCGUCUUGGAGGCUACCACAUUCAGACAAGAGGAGAAGUCUUCCUCAAGGGUAAAGGUACUUGGAUCACAUUCUGGCUUGAAGGAUCAGACAUGGCGCCUAGAACUCAUGGACUAAAUAAAGACAAACUCAAAUCACCGCAACUAAGCAAGCGACGUCAGAGUCGAGGUUGGAAAAUUGUUAAGGAACUACUUCCGAGACUUGCUAAGCAGUCCACGAACGGUGUCCUUUCACCUGUAAAGACGCGUGCCUCACCAAAGCGGUACGUCCAGCUUCCGCCAAUAACAUCAUGAAGUUUCAUCCGGGACAACUAGAAGGCAUAAUUUACCACUCGUGUCCAGUCUAGGCCUUGUCAACACGUCGCCGGUCAUACAGUUCCACUCAAUACGGUAGUGAAUAAAGUUUGUGUGUUAAAAUACAAGCUCGGUGGAAUGUCUCCGCGAAUGCAACGGAUUAUUUCCAUAUGAUGAACAGAGAAAAAGAAGAUAUUUCAACCUCAUUGGUAACUCCCUUAGAGAGCGGAUUUAGACCUGAUGCCUAGUUCUACUGAGGCAUACCGUGACGUACCGUAAUCUGCCGGUAAAGAUUUUCUAGCGGUUAAAGACAAACGUGCAAGAGCUAGAACGUGAUCGAUCAGGAGAAUGGAUCUCACAGGGGGAGAAACUGUGCCUGGCUAACACAAGCGUGUCAUACAUACACUUCACGCGCGAAAAUUCGCGCUCCACUUUUCUCGAAUGAGUGCGGAUACACGUAACAAUUUGAAAACGUUAGUUUUUUCUGCCCUUGUUGCUUAUUGUUUAUACAAGAACUGUGAAAUCUAAAUACUUCAGUUCCAGUGCAAUCAUAUUCAAUAACAUUAGACACUUCAUUCUCAUCGUAGAGAAAGUAGAAAAAUUCAAAUUAUGCCGCAAACACUGAAAUCUCUAAGGCAAUUCGGAUCACUGAAUUAUUCAGGUUUUCGGUGCCUUUUGUUCCAACAGGUAAACGAGGAGCCACUUAAGAGUCCCUGUCCAUAAAUACGGAAAAUAACUCGGCAAGGGUCGAAAAUUCGA
Orbicella faveolata is the source of this 6453-nucleotide messenger RNA. RefSeq names its product atrial natriuretic peptide receptor 1-like. Gene Ontology annotation, cellular component: plasma membrane. Gene Ontology annotation, molecular function: peptide receptor activity; adenylate cyclase activity; guanylate cyclase activity. Gene Ontology annotation, biological process: protein phosphorylation; cGMP biosynthetic process; receptor guanylyl cyclase signaling pathway. Lineage: Eukaryota; Metazoa; Cnidaria; Anthozoa; Scleractinia; Merulinidae. The record is from RefSeq and is a predicted model, not a curated record.